This is a messenger RNA of Acanthochromis polyacanthus (spiny chromis), 2710 nucleotides long. RefSeq names its product sp8 transcription factor b (gene sp8b). Gene Ontology annotation, molecular function: DNA-binding transcription factor activity, RNA polymerase II-specific; RNA polymerase II cis-regulatory region sequence-specific DNA binding. The transcript has 2 exons. The record is from RefSeq and is a predicted model, not a curated record. Gene Ontology annotation, biological process: regulation of transcription by RNA polymerase II. The coding region runs from base 289 to 1593 and encodes 434 amino acids. NCBI's taxonomy places the organism in Eukaryota, Metazoa, Chordata, Actinopteri, Pomacentridae.
CUAAAAGGACUUUCUUACUGGUUUAAUUAGUUCUUGUCAUUGUCCUGCCGAAGGGGGAUUAAACUUACUGCGGGCGCAAAGUAGCAGCAAAGCCAGUGCGUUGGUUAUAUUUUCAACAAGCGCUUCGUGUGAGAAAAGCUCUGUUAGACGGGGACAGAAGUUUUGGUGCGCAAAAACACGCAUGUUUUCCUUGGUGUCCUGUUUGGCAUGCAUUUGUAAGCGCCGUCUGUCGCAUUUCACUCUCUGUUCGUCCAGGAGGAGCCGAGGUUAGGAUCGACUCCUUUAGCCAUGUUAGCUGCAACAUGUAACAAAAUAGGGAGUCCGAGCCCUUCACCCUCCACUAUUUCGGAUAAUUCCUCGUCAUUUGGAAAAGGCUUCCAUCCGUGGAAAAGAGCCGCCGCGAGCAGCUGCAGCCUCGGAUCCGGCCUGUCCGGCUUCGGGGUGUCCCGUAAUGGAUCUGGCAUCUCGGACUCUUUCGGCACCAACAGCUCCAGCGGAUCCAGUGCCUUUUCCCUCACGUCUGGUACUUCGUCUAGUUCCCACUUUGGAAACGAUUAUUCUGUUUUCCAAGCGUCCGUUUCGAGCAGCUCCCAAGAGCCCAGCCACCAGCCGGUUUUCAUCUCCAAGGUGCACACCUCAGUGGACAGCUUGCAGGGCAUCUAUCCGAGGAUGAGCGUUGCGCAUCCGUACGAGUCCUGGUUCAAAUCGUCUCAUCCCGGUAUCCCCACAGGAGAGGUCGGUACCACCGGAGCCUCUGCGUGGUGGGAUGUGGGAGCGGGAUGGAUUGACGUUCAGAACCCUAACGGAGCAGCACUACAAACGUCCUUACAUUCCGGUGGACUCCAGACCUCCUUGCACUCUCCUCUGGGCGGAUAUAAUUCUGAUUACUCGAGUUUAAGUCACUCUGCUUUCAGUACAAGUCCUUCUCCACACCUGUUGACAACCGGCCAGCACCUGAUGGACGGUUUCAAACCGGUGUUAUCCUCUUAUCCGGACACGAGCCCCUCUCCGUUAGGCGGGGCAGGGGGGACCAUGCUCUCCGGGGGUCCACCUGCGUCUUUAGCGGGGUCUCCGAGGUCAUCUGCCAGGCGGUACUCGGGCAGAGCCACCUGCGACUGUCCAAACUGCCAGGAGGCGGAGAGACUGGGACCGGCGGGCGCCAGCCUCCGGAGAAAGGGUCUCCACAGCUGUCAUAUCCCCGGCUGUGGGAAGGUUUACGGGAAAACGUCUCACCUAAAGGCGCAUUUGAGGUGGCACACCGGCGAGAGGCCGUUUGUGUGCAACUGGCUCUUUUGCGGGAAGAGAUUCACUCGCUCCGACGAGCUCCAGCGACAUUUACGCACGCACACCGGGGAGAAACGAUUCGCUUGUCCGGUGUGCAACAAGAGAUUUAUGCGUAGCGAUCACCUGAGUAAACAUGUAAAAACUCACAGCGCCGGAGGAUCCGCCGGCUCUGGCUCCGGGGGCAGCGGAGGCAAGAGAGGGAGUGAUACCGACAGCGAGCACAGUGCACCAGGGAGCCCUCCGUGCCAUUCCCCCGACCUGUUGCACCCACCCGAGUCAGCCCAGGGAGUGGGCAUGAACGGCCUCUAAAACUGCAUUUCAGUGAAGUAAAUAAAACAAAACAAAAAAAACAACAACUGAAAAACAGCAAAGUGUUGUGACGGAAUUGUCCGAGAGGACACGAGAGUGGGCAUACUUUGGUGUAUGCGCAAUGCUUCAUCUGAGUGUUGUCAUUUAAUGAGAAAAAUAGGUUUCUUUGACCUUUUCCAAGUGUUUAAGACUACUAAUUGCAUCAUUUCAUAGCUGUACCAUCAGAAACUUCUCAUUAAUCCAUCUGCGGUGUGAAAGUGUAAUCGAGUUCUUGUGUGGCACACUGGAGCAGUGAAACUUUCUGCAGGCCGUUCCUGAAUAAUGUUUUAAUUCCCAGUACAAGACAGAAAACACUGCUGUGAAAAAAUGCUGGGGCCUGCAAAAGUUGUGCUGUCAUACAUAUUGUUCAAAACCAAACACUGGCACUUUAUUAUCGAGCAAGAGGAACUGUUUUUAGCCACUGUGGAUGGACUGCUCGGUAGGAACAGAUACCUGUAGAUUAUGGAGACACAUGGGAUGAUUUUACACUGUAUCUGUCUCAUCCCAUGAGCGGUUUGAUAAUGGCAGAGCAGCUGGAGGUUUAUAUCACAUUACUGCUAUUCAGUCCACAGCCUACACCUAUGUGCGCAAAGUUUAUAAGCAGGCCAGCCGAGGUUGCUUGACUUCGCUGCAAAAAUGUGUUGUAUAUACUGAGAAAUGUAGGUUAGAAUAAUUACAGACCAAUGUAAAGGUGAGCAAUGUUAUUUGUCCAGGAGACGAUUUUGUAUAGGUAUUUCUAGUUGUAUAUGGACUCUAGUAAAUAUUUGAAAAUAUACGGAAAUGUACUUGGAUUUUUUUUCUUCGACAUGAUAUGAAAUGUAUUGUGGGGAGUUAUAUUUAACCACGAGUUUUUUCUUGUAUUUAGGGGUCUAUCAUUAGGCGCACUUUGAAUUUAUUUGUAAGGUUUGGAAAUCAUUUACUGUUUACCCACUCAUUUAAUUUAAGUAAGCAUGUUGUAAAGUGAUUUUAAUUUUACAAUGAUAUUUCUUUUCCUCUCUCUCGCUCUCUCUCCCUCUCUCUCUAUUCCGAGAAUGGCUUUUUAUGUGAGCCACUCAAUAAAGUCAGUAUGAAUUCAGAA